Eleginops maclovinus (Patagonian blennie) is the source of this 2341-nucleotide messenger RNA. Its product is annotated as zinc finger protein SNAI2-like. The transcript is spliced from 3 exons. Gene Ontology annotation, biological process: regulation of transcription by RNA polymerase II. NCBI's taxonomy places the organism in Eukaryota, Metazoa, Chordata, Actinopteri, Perciformes, Eleginopidae. Bases 107 to 1156 code for a protein of 349 amino acids. Gene Ontology annotation, molecular function: DNA-binding transcription factor activity, RNA polymerase II-specific; RNA polymerase II cis-regulatory region sequence-specific DNA binding. The record is from RefSeq and is a predicted model, not a curated record.
GCCAGCACCGGGCCCCGCUGCCCCGGUACCAGAUACCCGCCCUCUGCCUCCGACACUCUCCGGGACCCGCUGCCCCGGUACCCAUUACCCGGCCGCUGGAGCCAACAUGCCGCGCUCUUUCUUGGUGAAGAAACAGCACAGCUGCAAGAGAGCCAACUAUGGAAGACAGGAGUCCAGCGCUGAGGCUAGAGUUAAAGGGUUGACAAUAAGCCAUGUUUGUUUGCCUGUGUGUGUGUGUGUGUGUGUGUGUGUGUGUGGGUGUGUGUGUGUGUGUGUGUGUGUGUGUGUGUGUGUGUGUGUGUGUGUGUGUGUGUGUGUGUGUGUGUGUGUGUGUGUGUGUGUGUGUGUGUGUGUGUGUGUGUGUGUGUGUGUGUGUGUGUGUGUGUAUUCCAUAGAGCCCCCCUGCAGCACCCAUGAAGACUAUCUGCUGCACAAUGACCCCCACCAUUGUCCAGGCCCACGCCUCUGGCUGCAGCAGAGAGCCCUCUCCUGUCCUCCUGUGUCUCCAUCCUCACCAAACACCUGCCCUCUCUCCUCUUUGGGCCCCUCUACACACACUCACAGCAGAAGUCCUGCCGAUGCCUACCAACCAGCUGAGUCCUGUAGCAAAGGGAACCUGGGACUGCAGUGUGUCACAGGAGACCACAGGAAGAGACAGAGCCUCGCCACCUCACCCCUCCCUCUCCUGGUGUUCUUUCCAACCCCCCCUCCCGGCAGCAGUAGCCAACAGAGCUUUGAGUGUUCGGACUGUCAUAGAGAAUACUCGAGCUUCUCGGGCCUGGCCAAACACAAGCAGCUCCGGUGUGAGUGGAGCAGCAAGAAGUUCUUCAGCUGCAAGUACUGUGAGAAGGAGUAUGUCAGUCUGGGAGCCCUCAAGAUGCACAUCAGGACACACACUCUGCCCUGUGUGUGUAAACUCUGUGGCAAGGCCUUCUCCAGACCGUGGCUGCUCCAGGGACACAUCCGAACACACACAGGAGAGAAGCCGUUCUCCUGCCUCCACUGCAGCAGAGCUUUUGCUGACCGGUCUAACCUGCGGGCGCACCUCCAAACCCACUCUGAAGUGAAGAAAUACCAGUGUGCACGCUGCUUCAAGACCUUCUCCAGGAUCUCACUCUUAGCCAAGCACCAGGAGGCGGGCUGUGCCCGGUCCUGAUAGCCUGGGAUCUCAGCAGGCUCUUUGGAACUGUCUCCAGACCUGCUGGCAGUAUGACCAGUGGAACAUGCGGUGUCGUGUGGUCACACUUUGUUGAUGACAGCCUUCUUUUACACCAACCACUGUUCAGAAGAAAUGUUGGGACUACAUUGUGUAUUCAGUCACCUGCAGCAGGUGUGUAUGUCUCCAUAAGUAACACAUCAUGUUUAGGGUUGACAGUGUUGCACAGAGUGAGUCAGCAUAUUUUGAAAUAGAUAUGAUGUUGUUUGCUCUCGUUGCCUAGUAACAGGGAUGUUAGAACACCAUCCAACUGGAUCCAUCUUCAUCGUCAUCGACACAUGCGUUUUCAACAUCUGGACUACCUUUGUUGUAAAUCUUUUUAAUUUACACAUGAUCCUCCCCGUUAACUGGGGGUUUCUUUGGAAGUUUUUCCUUGUCCGAAGUGAAGGUUACCAUUAUGUUAAUAUAGCCCUACAAUACUAGCACUAACAAUGAGUGGUGCGUGAUCAGGAUCAGCUCACAGUGACGGCUCAUGCUGUGACGGUGAAAGCAGUGUGCCCUCUGCAUGGAUGUCUGUGUUACUACAUGUGUUGUCACUAAAACAAGAUGGCUCUUUGUUUGUUUAUCUUGCUUCCUGUGGUGCUUAUUGUCAGCUUUCUCCGAUGUCAUUACAAAGAUAUAGGAGAAAACACAGCAGCACAGUCUCACUGUCCCAGUAUCUGUCUGGCUCCAUGUUCCUGUUAGUGAGGGAGUGCACCGGUACAGUCUAGACUCUAGACUGCCGUAGUGCCAUUUGUUAUUUAGGCCAAGAUGUAGACAAAACCCCCGGCCAGGCAGUCUUGUUGGCUGCGUUCAGGUUCUGGUAGUACAACUUAAACAUCAAUCUCAAUGUUCUUUGAAGUAUGGGCUGCACCUUAAAGGAACAAACAGAUGUAGGAAGGUUUACAUGUCCUGUUACCUCAGCUAGUGUGCCCAGUAUCUGGGGGAGAGGCAGCACAUCAUUGAAUCAAAUCUAUAUUGUUGUAUAUGCUGUUUCAUAAACUUGUUCUGUUUUUGCAAAUACAUGCUUUUUGUUUGAACUCAUUCUAAAGUGAGUGACUCAAAUUAUAAACACUUCUUAAAAGUAUGCAAACUAUACCUGUUCUGGUAAAACGGAGAACCACAAAAAUCUCCUAUCCAGCAUUU